AUGUCGGCUGCCAGUCGCGCUACCGCCCAGCAGAAACCCAGCUUCGCUAACGCAAUCUUCUUCGACUCCCCCUCCGCCUUCGGCACCUGGCUAUCCCAAAACCACGCUACUGCGACCGAGGUCUUUGUAGGCUACUACAAGAAACAUACGGGCCGGCAAGUCAUGCCGUGGUCCCAAGCCGUCGACGAAGCGCUCUGCUGGGGCUGGAUCGACGGCCAAGUCAAGUCAAUCGACAGCAACCGCACCGCACAACGCUUCACACCCCGUAAAAAGAAGGGGAGUCACUGGAGUCGCAUCAAUGUGGAAAAGGUUGCUAUCCUCGAGGCGGCGGGGCGCAUGAGGGACCCCGGACGGGCGGCGUUCGCACUCAGGACGGAAGAGAAUACGGCGCAGACUUACUUCGAGCGCGAGGCGAAGGGACUGAGUGAGGAAUUCAAGGUGAGGUUGGAGACCGAUGAGGGGGCGGCAGCGUACGUGGAGGGGAGGACGCCGGGGUAUAGGCGGCAGGUUUUUGAUUGGAUCAUGUCGGCUAAGCGGCCGGAGACGAGGGAGAGAAGACUGGUUGAGCUUAUUGAGAGUUCGGCGCAGCAGCUUGAUGUUAGGCAGUUCAGGCGAUGA
This is a messenger RNA of Pseudomassariella vexata, 618 nucleotides long. RefSeq lists its product as uncharacterized. NCBI's taxonomy places the organism in Eukaryota, Fungi, Ascomycota, Sordariomycetes, Amphisphaeriales, Pseudomassariaceae. Bases 1 to 618 code for a protein of 205 amino acids. The transcript has a single exon. The record is from RefSeq and is a predicted model, not a curated record.